Paraglomus occultum is the source of this 837-nucleotide messenger RNA. The record is from the annotation of a GenBank genome assembly. Lineage: Eukaryota; Fungi; Glomeromycota; Glomeromycetes; Paraglomerales; Paraglomeraceae.
AUGUCAAAGUCAGAGUCUCAGGACUUCUACAACGAUUCGCAAUUCGUAGCGACAUCCCCAAAUACCUUUAAACGGACUAUAACAGAGCGAUUCCAUAAUACUCGAGUUACCAGCACGAGUUCCCUGUUCCAAGACUCGAAAAAUUUUGACGACGUGUCCGAUCCUCCGGCCACGGUCUCUAUUGAAGUCACGUUAACCGCAUUGGCCCAUAUUCCUUUCAACACGCAAAAGUCUGUGAUGUUGGGGGCCACCUCUGAACCACUGGCGCAGAAAUCGCACGGAAAUUGUUGUGGUUGCAAAGCAAAGGCGCUAAAGAAUGAAAUGCAAACGGCGCUUUUGAUCUGGUCGGGAGAAGGACCAAUAUUGUUUGUGGUAUCCGUGGAAUUGACCAAGUUAAGGGGAGGCCGGAAAGAUCGGACAUCCAAUGCAACCAUAGUUCUUGGCAGCAAUCAGCUCUCAGGCCCUAUUCCCACUCUCCCGACAACCCUAACCACGUUGGACCUUAGUACCAAUGCAUUUUCGGGUUCGAUUCCGACAUCAUUGACGCAAAUAACAGGCUUAACGUUCUUGUCCUUGGGGGCGAAUUCAUUGACCGGACCCAUUCCGACUUCAAUUACUCAGCUGACCAGUUUGACUGAUCUGUCGCUCCAGAGUAAUAAGCUUAGCGGUGGAAUACCUGACGGUAUCGGUAACAUGAAUAUACUUACAUUGAACCUGGCCUCUAAUGCACUCACAGGCCAAGUACCGACGUCAGUAUGUCAAAAAGCCUAUAAUACAUGCGAUCUUUCGCUGAACAAUUUAACGUCUCCAAUUAAAUGUACUACUUGUCUUGUUUGA